Molecule: messenger RNA, 3819 nt
Organism: Drosophila grimshawi
Lineage: Eukaryota; Metazoa; Arthropoda; Insecta; Diptera; Drosophilidae
Gene: Pdk1
Product: 3-phosphoinositide-dependent protein kinase 1
Exons: 6
Coding region: 498-3422 (974 amino acids)
Biological process (GO): peptidyl-serine phosphorylation; intracellular signal transduction
Molecular function (GO): ATP binding; protein serine/threonine kinase activity
Source: RefSeq, a predicted model, not a curated record
GAAACUUUUUACCGUUUGGUUGGGAGCGCGCAUCGCGGCACAUUUAACACAAUUUAUAUCGCCUAGGCCGAUGUUUCACUUUUUGGUUGUUUUCUUUCGCCACCAAUAAAUUACAUCGAGUUUUUCUGCUUCUGUUUUUCGAGCGCGCGCCAAACUUGUAAAGGAAUAUAAGGAAUAAAAACAAAAAAAAAAGACAAUUUUCUCGUCGUGUUUUUCUUUUGUCUCUAACUGUGAAUGGUAACUGUAAAGUGUCAGUGUUUUUGUUUGUGUGUGUGCGAAGACAGCACAACAAGAAAUCGCAACAGCCACAAACAACUGUAACAAUUAUUAAUGCCAACUAAAAACUCCAAUUAAAAAAGAAAAAAAAAAUUACAUUUGGAAAAAUAUUCCAAUUUGUCUGUGUGUGUCUGUGUUCAGAUCGGGAUCGGGAUCGCAGCAAAUGCCCCCCAGCACCCAACAGCCACCCACUCGACAACAACAACAACAACGGCCUACUCAUGAAAUGCAAAAGUUGGUCCAAUAAAAUCAACAAUUUUGUUGUGCGAAGAAUAAAAUUCAUAAAGAAUAACGGUACACAGCAGUUGCAAUCGCCAAGCAGCGCAGCUAGCAUCGCAGCUGCCGCCGCCGUUGUCGUCUCUGCCUCGAGCAGCAGCGCAACCGCCACCAACAACAGCAGCAGCAUUGAACAUCACCAACAACAACAACAAGUGAACAACAUUGCUGCACCCGCAACAGCAACUGCAGCAACAAUAACUACAACAGCGGCAACAAUGCCGGCAAUGCCAAAAGAAAAAGCAACAACUGCCGUCUCCUUAAGCGAAUCAAAUUUCCCGGCACUGAAAUUCAAAGAGUAUAACGUUGCUGUCGGCGCAAUGGCAACGACUGCAACGCGUAUGCAACAACAGCAACAGCAGCAACACACAUGUGGCUGUGGCGCCGCAUCGGCAACAUCAGCAACAAACACAGAGAACAACAAUAAUAAUAAUAACAACAACAGCAACAACAGUCGCUACAGCAGACCGAGCAACAUGUAUCUGACAAACGGCUUCACAUCCCCACUGGCAGCAGCUGUAGCCAGCAACAACAGUUCAUCAGUCGUCUCAACGCCGCAGCGUAUCACAAUGUGCUGUCGCGAAUCGCCGUUGUAUCAACGCCAGCUACAACAACAACAGCAGCAACAACAACAGCAACAUCAUCAUCAUCAGCAGCAGCAGCAGCAGCAUCAGCAACAAAGACAACACCAGCAAAAUCAUCAUCAGCAGCAGCAGCAGCAACAACAAGAACAACAACAGCAAACGUCAUCAACACCGCCAGCCCAGCAACAACAAGUACAGCAACAAACGCCGCCGCCUCGAAGGUCACCAACCGAUUUCUUCUUUGGCCGUUAUAUUGGCGAGGGCAGCUUUAGCAUGGUUUACCUGGCAGUCGAUAUUCACUCGCGGCGCGAGUAUGCAAUCAAAGUGUGCGAGAAGCGUUUAAUACUGCGAGAGCACAAACAGGAUUACAUAAAGCGAGAGCGCGAAGUGAUGCACAUGAUGACCAAUGUGCCCGGCUUCGUGAAUCUCUCGUGCACGUUCCAAGACCAGCGUUCCCUCUACUUUGUGAUGACAUACGCCCGGAAGGGCGACCUCCUGCCCUACAUCAACCGCGUCGGUUCCUUCGAUGCCGCCUGCACCCGCCACUAUGCCGCCGAGCUGCUGCUCGCCUGCGAACACAUGCAUCGUCGCAACGUUGUCCAUCGCGACCUGAAGCCGGAGAACAUCCUCUUCGACGAGAAUAUGCACACGUUGAUUGCCGACUUUGGCUCCGCCAAGGUGAUGACGCCCCGUGAACGCAUUCAGGCGGCAGCAAUGCUCGCCAGCAGCAGCAGCGCCUGUGAUCAUCCAGCUGGUGGACAGCAGCCGCAGCGAAGACGUCAACAGCAGCGGCAAUCGGCACGCAGCUCCGACGAUGAUGAUGAGGAGGAGGACAGCGAAGAGUUGGACGAUGAUCUGUACGAUGAUGAUGAUCAGGAUGAUGUAGAUCGUCGAUUUGACUAUGGCGAUGAUGAUGAUGACGAUGAUAAUGUGGAUGAGCCCACAACAAGGACGACGACGACAUCUUCGGCGGGUGGGGAUGUGGAUGCAGCCGGUUCGCCGCGCAAUCGUCACUUCCGUUAUCCCAAUAUGCGGAGUAGACGUGGCAGCUUUGUGGGCACCGCUCAAUAUGUGUCACCGGAGGUGCUCCAAAAUGCGCCCAUCACGCCUGCCGCUGAUCUGUGGGCGCUAGGCGUCAUUGUCUACCAGAUGAUCUCGGGAUUGCCACCGUUUAGAGGCAGCAACGAUUAUGUCAUCUUCAAGGAGAUUCUCGCCUGUGCCGUUGACUUUCCGCAGGGCUUCGAUAAGGAUGCCGAGGAUCUGGUGCGUCAACUGCUGAAGAUCGAUCCGCGGGAGCGUCUGGGCGCCCAGGAUGAGUUUGGCUACUACGAGAGCAUUCGGGCGCAUCCCUUCUUCGCCGGCAUUGAUUGGCAGACGCUGCGCCAGCAGACACCGCCUCCCAUCUAUCCUUAUUUGCCCGGCGUCAGCCAGGACGAGGAGAUACGCACCACCAACGGUGGCACCACCAGCUCCUCUGCCUGUCUGCCCAUCAGCGGUGAUCUCGAACCGGGUCUGGAUGAGCGGCAGGUGACGCGACUACUCAGCGCCAUGCUGGGAGUGGGCAGCAGCACCGCGGAACCCGCCCACAAGCCCUCGACGGCAAAGAAUUCCUUUGAUUUGAGCGAUGCACAGAAGCUGCAACGCUUGGAGGCACAAAAGACUGACAAGUGGCACGUGUUCGCCGAUGGCGAGGUGAUCCUUAAGCGUGGGUUCGUCAACAAGCGCAAGGGUCUCUUUGCCCGCAAGCGGAUGCUGCUCCUCACCACUGGACCCCGCCUCAUCUACAUCGAUCCCGUGCAGAUGAUCAAAAAGGGCGAAAUUCCCUGGAGUCCCGAACUGCGCGCCGAGGUCAAGAACUUUAAGAUCUUCUUCGUGCACACGCCGAAUCGCACCUAUUAUUUGGACGAUCCCGAAGGCUAUGCCAUACAGUGGGCGGAGGCCAUUGAGAAUAUGUCGAAAUUGAGCUACGGCAGCAGCGAUGCAGAUUCGACUGGAACGGGAACGGGAACGACUGGAACUGGAACUGGAACGAGCAUCUCAUCGUUUGCCAGCAGCAAUAGUUUGGCGCCCAUUUCCUCCUGCACUGCUGCUGCAAACAACUCGAAUUCACCCGCCUCCAACAACAGUUCGCCAACAGCGCGGCGCAGUUCGCCUGCGCAGCGGCAAAAUCAAAUACAACAACAACAACAGCUGGAAGCAACAGCGAUAGCAACAACAGCAACAGCUACAACAACAACAACAACAUCACCGACAACAGCGCGGGGUAAAAAGACAGCGUCCAACUGAAGAACACGUGUCUCGCCGCUUGUCGCCUUAGAUUUAAAUGCAAAUUAAAUUCUAAUUUAGUUGAAAUUUAGUGCAAAAACAACAAAAACAAAAACACAACUAGAAAACAUAUACAGAUAUACACACACACACACUGAUAUAUGUAUAUAUAUAUAUAUUUAUUUAUAUAUAUAUAUAAAUGCAAGAAUUGUGUCUAGUGCUAAUUCUAAAAUUGUUUAUAAACACACACAAACACACAUGGCAUAUAUCAAAUAUCAAUUUUUUUUUGGUUUGUUGUGUUCAAUUCUGUGCAUACAUAUAAAAUACAUAUAUAUAUGUAUAUAUAUAUAUAUGUAUAUAUAUAUUAAUAUAGAGCAAGUAAUAAACGUAAAGCGUAAGUUUGGCAAAGAAUAGUUAA